Malassezia sympodialis ATCC 42132 is the source of this 1665-nucleotide messenger RNA. Its product is annotated as histidine phosphatase family protein. Gene Ontology annotation, molecular function: acid phosphatase activity. The record is from RefSeq and is a predicted model, not a curated record. Lineage: Eukaryota; Fungi; Basidiomycota; Malasseziomycetes; Malasseziales; Malasseziaceae.
AUGAAGCUGUUUGUCGCUCUUUUGGCCACGGUGUCGGUAUGCUGGGCUCGCGGCACGCCGACCGAUCCGUGGAACAAUGUCACUGGCACGUCGUCGCAAACCUUCCCCACGGACGUUGGGUUCCAGGGUUCUGUCAAGUAUGGCGCGCCGCCCUUUCUCGCGCAGGCGGACCAGCUCAAAACGAGCAAACCGAACCACAAUUCUCCUGUGGAGAUGCGCUGGGUGCCGCUGAACGCUGAGCAGGACCAUGCGACAUCCGAUGACAUUUUCCGGAACCUGGGUUCCACGUCGCCGUAUCACCAGGCCGACGACCUGUUUCCCGAGACGCACGGCUACGAGAAUGUGCCGAAGCAGUGUCGCAUCAAGCAGGCGCACAUCCUCCACCGCCAUGGCUCGCGCUACCCAGCGACGGGAGCCGGCUUGCUGGAUGCCAAGCUUGGACUGGCCCAGAAGCUCGGCAAUCUCCAGGCGCAGGGAGACUACGGGUUCCUGCACUCCUGGAAGGACCAGCUUGGCGAGAAUGCUCUCGUGCACCUCGGUGCGCAGGAACUUUUUGACUCGGGUGUCAAGUACUACUACGAGUAUGCCCAGUUGCUGGAGCAGUCGAAGCAAAAGCCCGUCCUCCGUACGACGUCGCAGAGCCGCAUGAUCGAUUCGGCGCGUUACUGGGCACUUGGGUUUUUCGGCUGGGACAUGGCCGAUAAGGCGCACAUCGAGGUCCUUACCGAGACGCUCCUGCAGAACAACACGCUGGCGCCGUACAUGACUUGCCCGAACGUGUUCUCGCCCAAGGCGUUGCGCAUCCUCGAGUGGCGCGCCAAGGCGUUUGGCAAUGCCCAGAAGCGUCUGCAAGAGAACGUGAAAGGUGUGUCGUUCUCCAAGUCGGACAUUAUCACGAUGAUCGGUCUGUGUGGCUACGAGACGGUGUCGCAGGGCUACUCAGACUUUUGUAAGAUCUUUACCAAGCAGGACUACGAGGAGUACGAAUACGACCAGGACCUCACGUUCCAAAGCGUGUUUGGCUUUAUGAGCAUUGGUGGCCGCGCUAUGGGCAUCGGCUGGGUGACGGAGUUCCUCUCGCGCCUCAAGGGGUCGGGCUUCCACGGGCCGCAGACGACGCAGAACUCGACACUGGACAGCAACCCGACCUACUUCCCCAUGCACCAGCCGCUGUACGUGGACUUUACGCACGAUGUUGUGAUCCUGACGAUCCUCACCGCGCUCAACUUUAGGCAGAUCGGCGACGACCUGCCCGGCGACCACAUGAACCCGAACCGCCGAUACCGCGCGAGCCGUGUUACGCCAUUCGGCGCGCGCCUCGUGUUCGAGGUAAUGGAAUGCGACGAUGAUAACGGCACCACGGACUACAUCCGUGCGAAGCUGAAUGAUGCCGUCGUGCCACUUGACGGCAACCAAGGCUGUGAGGGCCGUCGAGAUGGAUUGUGCAAGCUGAGCGAUUACAUGAACUUCCUGGAGCACCACGCCUAUAGCAUGUCCAACUACGACCUGCUGUGCCAACUCAAGCUGGACCACAACUUCAACAUCACAGCUCUGAUCGACGGCGCUAUCCUGUCAGAUGAUCAGGUGCGUGAGCUGGGUAAGAAUCCGUAUCACCGCAGUGUCCUCAAGCACAAGCACAAACUGAGCAAGACAGCCCUUUUGUAG